UUGAGGUGUAAGUUUCACGAAAAGUCAAAUAAUUUUUAUUUGGAACAAAUGAUUUUUUUUGGCUCCAAACUUGGCCAGGUCAAAGACCUCAUCAAGAAUUACAUAUGGCCGUUGGAGAUUUGAGAGAUCCCAACGCACCCCCUCUGUUCCAUUCCCCGCCAAAGGCGCGCCAUUCUCAUUGUUUUCCGGAAGAAAUUGCCCUUCCCGACCUCCCAGUCACAAAAGCCACAUUUCCUCGCCGAUCCGUUUAAUCCGUUCUGGAUCUAUCCAUCUUCGUUCUUCUAAUUAGGGGUUUCAGAUCGAGAAGACGAGAAAGUAAUUAGUUCGAUGCAGUAGAAAUGGGAACUCCAGUAGAUGUCGUGGUAGGUUCCCAGGUUUGGGUCGAGGAUCCGCAGCUUUCUUACAUCGAUGGAAGAGUAUCAAGUAUUGAUGGACAGGAUGUUGAGAUCCAAACGUCCGAUGGACGGAAGGUUGUAUCAAAUCUAUCAAAGGUUUAUCUCAAAGAUGAUGAUACUCCUGAAACUGGUUUUGAUGACAUGACCAAGCUCUCGUAUUUUCAUGAACCCGAGAUUUUGCAUAACUUGUCAAGAAGAUAUCACCUAAAAAGUUUUUAUACCUAUACUGGAAGUAUACUCAUUGCAAUCAAUCCGUUCCAAAAACUGCCUGAUCUGUAUGAUGUCCGUACAAUGGAACAAUACAAAGGAGCAUCUCGCGGGGAACUCAGCCCUCAUGUCUUUGCAAUUGCUGACAUUGCUUACAGGGCAAUGAUCAAUGAAGGCAAAAGUAACUCUAUCUUAGUAAGCGGUGAAAGUGGUGCGGGUAAAACCGAAACUACCAAAAUGCUCAUGCAAUACCUUGCUUAUCUUGGAGGCCGAAAAGGCACUGAAGGGAGAAAUGUAGAACAACAAGUUUUGGAGUCAAAUCCAGUUCUUGAAGCAUUUGGCAAUGCGAAAACUGUUAGAAAUAAUAAUUCCAGCCGUUUUGGGAAAUUUAUUGAGCUUCAAUUUGACAACUAUGGGAGAAUAUCUGGAGCAGCCAUUAGAACUUAUCUCCUAGAGAGAUCUCGUGUUUGCCAAGUAUCAGAUCCUGAGCGAAAUUAUCAUUGUUUUUAUCUUCUUUGUGAAGCACCAGAAGAGGAUAUCAAAAGAUACAAGUUAGGGAGUCCGAAAUCAUUUCGUUACCUGAAUCAAUCAAAUUGCUAUGAACUAGUUGGUGUUAGUGAUGUCCAUGAUUAUCUUGCAACAAGAAGAGCAAUGGAUAUUGUUGGAAUUAGUGCAAAAGAACAAGAAGCAAUAUUUAGAGUUGUGGCAGCGAUUCUGCAUCUUGGAAACAUUGAAUUUACCAGCAAUGGUGAAAGUGACUCAUCAGUUAUUAAGGAUGAGAAAUCAAAGUUCCAUCUUCAAACAACAUCAGAGCUACUUAUGUGUGACAUUAAUGUACUUGAAGAUGUUCUACUAACGCGCUCUUUGGUCAUCCCUGAAGAUGUUAUCAAGAAGCGUCUUGAUCCUAAUAAUGCAGCAGCCAGUAGGGAUGCUUUAGCAAAGACUAUAUAUUCUCGCUUAUUUGACUGGUUGGUGGACAAAAUUAAUAACUCUAUUGGACAAGAUCCAAAAUCAAAGUCACUAAUUGGCAUUCUUGACAUUUAUGGGUUUGAAAGUUUUAAGAGUAAUAGUUUUGAGCAGUUCUGCAUUAAUUAUACGAACGAGAAGCUGCAACAACAUUUUAACCAGCAUGUGUUCAAGUUGGAGCAGGAGGAAUACACAAAUGAAGGGAUUGAUUGGAGCUAUAUCAAAUUUGUUGAUAACCGAGAUGUUCUAGAUCUUAUCGAAAAGAAACCUGGAGGGAUCAUUGCUCUUCUUGAUGAAGCAUGUAUGUUUCCCAAGUCAACUCAUGAAACUUUUUCGCAAAAGCUUUAUCAGACUUUCAGUGGGCACAAACACUUCAUCAAACCAAAACUAGCUAGUAGUGAAUUUGCAAUUGCUCAUUAUGCAGGAGAGGUUCUAUACCAGUCUGAUCAAUUUUUGGAUAAGAACAAAGACUAUAUUGUUCCUGAGCAUCAAGGUUUGCUAAGUUCUUCUAGGUGCCCAUUUGUGGCAGGACUCUUGCCCCCUCUUUGUGAGGAGACAAGUAAACUUUCCAAGUUUUCAUCUAUUGGUUCUCGUUUCAAGCUACAACUCCAACAAUUGAUGGACGUUCUUAAUUCGACUGAACCUCAUUAUAUCAGAUGUAUGAAGCCAAAUAAUCUCCUAAAACCUUCCGCUUUUGAGAAUGCCACCAUCUUGCAUCAACUUCGUUGCAGUGGAGUUAUAGAAGCAGUUAAAAUCAGUUGUGCAGGCUACCCCAUGCGUAAAACAUUCUUUGAUUUUCUUAAGCGGUUUGGUAUUCUUGCUCCAGAAGUAUUGGUUGGGACUUAUGAAGAAAAAGAGGCUUGCAAAAAGAUUUUGGAUAACAUGGGGCUUCCUUGUUCUCAGAUUGGUAAGACGAAAGUCUUUCUUAGAGCAGGUGAUAUGGCUCAACUGGAGGCAAUGAGGACUCAAAAACUCAGCCGUGCAGCUAUGAGAAUUCAAAGGAAUAUUAAAAGCCGUAUUGAUCGGAGAUGCUUUCUUGAUUUGCAAAAGGCCGCAAUUUGUAUACAGUCUUCUUGCAGAGCCAGGCUUGCUUGUGAAUUGUGUGCAACCAUGAGAAAGGAGGCAUCUUCUCUCAAAAUCCAGAGAAAUUUUCGUGGACAUUUUGCGAGGAAGUCCUAUGUGAAGCUUAAGUCUGCUGUCAUUAUUCUGCAGAAAAGAACACGGACAUUAGCUGCAUUCAAGAAGUUCAGAUACAAAUAUCAAAAUAAGUUUGCAAUUACUAUACAAGCCCAUUGGCGUGGUUAUAGAGCCCUCUUAUACUAUAGGAGACUAAUAAGGGCAUCAAUUGUAAUGCAGUGCUACUGGAGAGGAAGGGUUGCAAGGAAAGAGCUUCAAAAGUUGAUGGUUGCGAGAGACACAGGUGUGGUUGACGAAGAAAAGGAUGGGCUUGAACACCAGAUGGGUUUGGAAGAGGCAAAGAAGCAGGAUUCAUCAGUCCCUUUUGUAGAUACAGAAAAGAUCAAUGCUUUAACCGCAGAAGUGGAAAGAUUAAAGAUUCUAUUGCAAUCUGAAAAGCAACGUGCAGAUGAAUGUGAAAGGAAAUGUGCAAAAGCUCUAGAAUCAAGUGAAGAGAAGCGUGUGAAGUUGGAAGAAUCGGAAAGAAGAGUUCACCGACUUCAAGAAUCACUGAACAUUGUGCCUCAGGAUGUUAUGCAGCAUAUCAGAUCAAUUCUCAGAGCUAAAAUUGAUAUUAAGUGCCUCAUCCAGCUCAAGUUCAACUUCCAGAUUCAUUUCUAGUGGACAUCAUGGUGAUGCUACAACUUCCUCUAACACUGAUGCCACAACACCCACAUGUCCAGAUCUUGCUUCAACGUCAGCACCCCCAUCUUCCCCUGAUCCCGCCGCUUUCCAGCUUAUAGUUCAAGAUCUUUCAGCAGCAGAAAUAGCAGGAUAUGAAAACUGUGAAAGUGACCGGGAAGGGGCAUUCGAUGACUUCUUCUAAGGGAAAGUUACCUUUGAACAUUUUUGCAUAUGGUCUUGUUAACAAUUGUGUAUUCUCAACCAGAAUGAGGCUGUUGUUGUUACCUGCAUGGAUAGUUCAUCAUGCCAUGUACAAAUAUUCUUUCAACGGAAUCUCUUGUACAACAUACUUGUUAGGGAACUCAUAACCAUGGACCCUCCUCUGCUUGACUUUGAAUGGGAUAUCCGUCAAGGGUGAAUGGGGUUCCCCCUUCCCACUUCAGUUCCAGUGGAAGGGCACAUAAAGCUUCUCCAAGAGGAAGGCCCAUUGCAUUCUGCAUUGAGGAAGACCUGUUUCUGUUUUCAUUACCUGCAAAGACCUCAGUAAAUUGCGGGGACCAGAAGUAAACGGGACCCAUAUUAUUGACUAGAUAAUUCAAUCACGGGCAAAUCUUCAAUGAAGUGACUAUUUAUAUACACACACUCAAGUUAACCACCUUUCCACCAUUCAGCAACAUUAUCUUUGCGUGAGUUUCCAAGGAACAAUUAAGGAAACAACCUUUCCAUCCUUCAGCUUGAAGUAAUACCCAUUGCUUGAAGGUUGCUUGGACCAUUCGGCAACUCAUCCGGCCGUCAAACAUGAUCUGACAGCUUGCUUGGAAACUACCUGAAGUGAUCCAUGGUUAAUUUAAUGAAAUAUUUCUUCAUUGCUCGGAGCAUUGAGAUCCACGAGAUGUCAGAGAAGACGGAAGAUGAUUGAGCACAAGUUUGUGUUGCUAGAUGGUGAUGUAGAAGUUAUCAUUAAUAGCAUUCUGGCUUCCAGGCCCACUGACUGAUCAGACACAUUGAGCUGGGAAGAAGAAUAAAGCUUCUUAUUUCUCGUUUUCCAUACCGCAUAGCAUGCUACUGCCCAAGCAGCUAAAACAUUUUCUUGGGUUCCUUAAAAUGGUUUGUUCUUCUUGCUCCAGAAGUGAGGCAGUUUUGUUUUUUAAAAUCACAGAAGGAGCUUGCAAAAAAUGGGGCCUGGCUGCUCUUUCGGUAUGAGAGAAAAGGCCUGCACAAAGUAUUACCACCAAAAGAGUCUUCUUAGCGAGGAAGUAAACAAAUUUGGCUCCGAGAAGUGAGUGAAGGGAUCGUAUGUCAAAUUGGCAUAACAAAUGUGCAAUUCUUCU
Molecule: messenger RNA, 4699 nt
Organism: Cuscuta campestris
Lineage: Eukaryota; Viridiplantae; Streptophyta; Magnoliopsida; Solanales; Convolvulaceae
Source: the annotation of a GenBank genome assembly